UCCUAUCAUCUUUGUGACGUCUGUUAAGGGAACAGAAAGAUGCCUGCGCUCAAUAAAAUCAUCGCCGUCAAUUUAAUGCUGCUGGUUCUGGUAUAUACCGGUCAAUCCCGAGUUGCCGUCUUGCAGCACCCUCAGUCGGUAGACGCGACCGAAGGAGACUCGGUGACAAUGUACUGUACCUAUGGGGAUGGGAUGGUCCAGGUUCCUGUCGGGCAAGUCUCCUGGUCACGCGGCGCUUCGAGGGAAAACGCGACAGACCUGGAGGGGGACCUGCAGCUUGUGGGUCGACUGGAGAAGUCGAAACCCCGUGACUUUAUCGAGAGGAAAAUUUUCAUAAAAAUCUCCGACGUCAGGAGGCACGAUUCCGCCACGUAUUACUGCACAGUCAAGGCAAUGGGUGGGGCAAGCAACAUCGGGAACGGUACCAAACUCACAGUAAAACGGCUGCUUUGUGGAAAUGAAUUUCUUUCGCCUCCAGCCACUGGGCUCCUUGUUGGAAAAUGCGUUCUCAUCGCCUUGCUGAUUCUCUUUGGCGUUGUGGUAUGCCUAGUUAAGCCAAAGAAUCCUGAUUGUGACAAAGGUUAGAUCAUGAAAUCUGCGACUUCCAAAGUUUACAAGAGACGAUUGACCAUCCAUGAAGAACAAUGAAAUGAAAGUUUAUUUGGAAUAAACGAUUAAUUCACCCCACCCGACUCAUGGCAAAUAUUGCUGCCUCCACAUCAUAAAUUCAUACUUUGCCCAAAGAUGAAUGUUUUUAUUUGCUUAUGAGAUUUCUUUUUUUUUAAAAGAGCAUUUACCAUUUUCUCAUUCAUGCUUUGAGGGGUGUUUGGAGAAGCUGAAAUCAAUGACUCAGUUAACAUCUUGUUAUUAGCUACACAGUCCAGAGAUAAUGUUAUGCUGUGUUUUAUUUGAUGUUCCUGCAUUUGUACUGUCGUUAAUGUCGGGUUAUGUAUUUGAAGGGGGUGGUGUGGGGGGUGGGGAGAAGCUGUUAAUAUAUUUUACAGAAUUACAUAAGAAAUAAAAGUGGGAGUAGGCCAUUUGCUCCCAAAACUUGCUUCACCAUUCAA
This is a messenger RNA of Carcharodon carcharias (great white shark), 1067 nucleotides long. Its product is annotated as natural cytotoxicity triggering receptor 3-like. The record is from RefSeq and is a predicted model, not a curated record. Lineage: Eukaryota; Metazoa; Chordata; Chondrichthyes; Lamniformes; Lamnidae. Gene Ontology annotation, biological process: immune response-activating cell surface receptor signaling pathway; positive regulation of natural killer cell mediated cytotoxicity. The transcript is spliced from 4 exons. Bases 40 to 585 code for a protein of 181 amino acids.